AUCGGUGCAGGAUGGUGUGAACUUCACUGAAGACUUUAAACUUUAAACGACUCUGACUUUUUAAUUCACAAACUUAUCUUGUCUGGCUCAGAGCCGGAAUUGGAACAUUUUUAUUUUUUUAAUUUUUUUUAGCCUUUAACUUUUUCUGUCAUUUUUGAUAUUUGUUUUUUUAUGUGACUGUCUGUGUGACAGUAAGGUUUGACUCAAACAUGGCUGAGGCACAACAGCCGCAACAGCCGGUCGAAAUAGACCCGGAAUUCGAGCCUCUCUCCCGGCCGCGUUCUUGCACCUGGCCGCUCCCCCGGCCGGAGCUCAGCGACCCGGCCGGCUCCAACACCUCCUCCCCGGCGCCGUCGGUGCAGCAGGAGCCGGGAGGCAACGCUGAGUUCAUCAGCAACCUCAGCCUGUUGGAGGAGGACUAUGAAGAGUAUGCGGAGCAGAAACCGGCUUUUCCCUGCAGCGAGCCACAUCACCACCAGCACCAUCAUCACCACCAUGCUCUUCAUCAGCUCCCUGGUCCGCAGCUGCCUCCUCAGCAACAGGUGCCUCCUCCUCCCCCCGGGGUCGCACCUCUGCACGGCCAGAGGAAAAGCAGCUCGUCCCGUCGCAACGCCUGGGGGAACAUGUCCUACGCUGACCUGAUCACCAAGGCCAUAGACAGCUCAGCUGAGAAGAGACUGACCCUGUCUCAGAUUUACGACUGGAUGGUCAAGAAUGUGCCUUACUUCAAGGAUAAAGGGGACAGCAACAGCUCCGCGGGCUGGAAGAACUCCAUCAGACACAACCUGUCCCUGCACAGCCGCUUUGUGCGCAUUCAGAACGAAGGAACAGGAAAAAGCUCCUGGUGGAUGCUGAACCCGGAGGGGGGGAAGAGUGGGAAGUCACCUCGACGCAGAGCUGUGUCCAUGGAUAACAACAGCAAGUUUGCCAAGAGCAGAGGAAGGGCCACAAAGAAAAAGAUGGCGCUACAGGAAGGUGUUGAGGGAGGAAGCAGCCCUGGUUCCCAGUACUCCAACUGGUUGGGAAGCCCAAAUUCCCACAGUAACGAGGACUUCGAAGCCUGGAGCUCCUUUCGGACGCGCACCAGCUCUGACGCCAGCACGCUGAGCGGCUGCCACUCCCCGUUCCCUCCUGAGCAGGACGACCUGGGAGAGCCCGACAGCCACAUGAUGUACCCCGGAGCAGCGGGGACCAAGAUAACCUCCACGCUGCCCAGCCUGUCCGAGGUAGCGGGGUCCAUGGGCCAACACGGCUCAGAGAACGUCAUGGAGAGCCUGCUGGAUAACCUGAACCUGCUGUCUCCUAAAACCCCACAGCUGGGCUCCGACUCCUCACAUUCACCAAACGCUGCCAUGCUUCAGAGCGGUCCCUACAGCUCCGCCGGCUUGAGCCCACACCCACAGAAAGACUACCGUAAGUGCAUGUACAGCCAGGUGAGGAUGAACUCCCUGUCCCCUGCACCCAUGCAGACUCUUCCAGAGACAAAGCCGGGCUUCGGGGCUUAUGAGAAUCAUUACAUCUGCCCAGCUGGCCUCCUCAAAGAGCUGCUGACCUCCGAUGCAGAGACCAGCAGGGACACUCAGGGGUCUCAGGUCGGGAGGGGAGGUUGCCCGUUGCCCUCUUACAACCGCAGGAGCCACAUGGGGGGUCAUAAUGGAUUAAAAAUGAUGAAUCUUCCUCAGAGUCACCCAGUUCCUCAUGUAAACCCACAAGCUAUACAUAGCCAGGGUUCUUCAAGCUCACAGGAUUUGAAUAGCUGUAACCUGAUCCCCCUGACUAGUCUGACUAGUCUUUCAGGGGCCCCUCCUCGAAUGACCAGCCUGAGGACAUGCAUGCAGCCGCAACGUGGACACCCAGCACACACUAACGCUGUUCCAACAAACUACAGAGGCAACAACGGCUACAGGGAACUGAACUCGGUUCACCCGCACAGUCACCAUCAGGAGCGGCUGCCCAGCGACCUGGACAAUGUGUCCAUUGAGAGGUUUGAGUGUGACAUGGAGACUGUCCUCCAUGACACUCUGAUGGAUGGCGGGGCGCUGGACUUUAACUUUGACCCCGCGACUGGGUUUACCCAGAGGGUGAAGACCACCACACAUAGCUGGGUAUCAGGCUAAGACACAAUGUGGAGCAGGUUUUUUCUCAGCAUCAUGCCGCUGCUUGCCUCCAUUCAAAGGGUGAAAAACUGCCACUGAAGCACCCCGUCACACUCCACAGAGCCCCGGACAUAAAGCUGUGUCAUAAAUGUGCAGAGCUUGACCUGCAGUGCCUGUUAUUACUUUAUAUUUAACAGAGUUAAAGUUUAUGAUUCAGACCCGGAUACUGAAAUAAGACACAGUUGAGUAAAUUAGCAACCUGGUCUCACAGAAAUCCGUGAAAUAGCCACGGAUUUCGCUUAACUCAAAAUCCGUGGAAUAGCCACGGAAUCGCUCAAAUUUCCGUGAAACUGACACGGAUUUCGCUACAAUGCAAGUUAAUGACAGUCAUAUCCCGUGGCUAUUGGUUUGUUCCAAGUCACGUGACUUUCAAGGUCCCGGCGAUCAGAACAAAAAACAUGGCGGACAGUUCUCUCAUUUUUAGUGAAAAAUCAAUAUUUUGACUUAGUUUCUGCAUAAAGAUGGAUUUUGAUCACAUUUCUAGCGAGAAAUAUAUGUUUUAUUUUCUAAAUAUUCACUCAGUGAAUGUACAUAAUCACUUUGUAUGUUGGAAUAGCCACGGGAUAUGACUGUCAUUAACUUGCAUUGUAGCGAAAUCCGUGUCAGUUUCACGGAAAUUUGAGCGAAUCCGUGGCUAUUCCACGGAUUUUGAGUUAAGCGAAAUCCGUGGCUAUUUCACGGAUUUCUGUGAGACCAUGUUGUAAAUUAGUCUGUGUCACCUGUCAAAAACUGGAAUUAUGUAUAUAUCUGUUUAUUUUUGCUGAGUCGUGUUUGUAUGAAGAUAUACAGUGUACUCCAUAAGACAGAACACAGUGUCUUAUGUGAGUGCCUCACAAAAAAAGGCUUGAGUCAUUUCUCUGUAUGACUGUAUGAUGUGUGGCCAGUCUGACAUCAGGCCAACUCUGCACAACCACCUUUUGUUUUAAGACUGGACUUUUUAACAACAACUCAGUUAUAAGUUGGGGUUUGACCCUCACUCUCUUGAGAUGAUGGAAGAAUUGCUUGCCAUCCAGUGAAAGGAUCAAGUUUUUGUGUCUUUUCGGGCCAAAUCAGCAGCAUAUAUUUAGUGAGAUAACAGUUUGGAUAAAUACUUCCACAGUUUAUAUUUCAUAUUUCCUCACCAUAAGAUGAUUAAAUAGAUUAGAGAUCGGAAGACUGGCUGAAAUGAUCAGUUAUUCAUAUUUCGGAUGAAGGUAUUUAUUUAUGUUUUAAUUAUUACUGUAGAUUUUUUUGUUUUGAGAUUUUUAUGCUUGGAAAAUGUGUACCUAUGCUGUGUACAAUGUAUAUACUGUAUUUGAGUUUUUUUUGUUACAUCAAACUAAGAUGUAGGAAGGAAAUUAAAGACACAAAAUUUCAUAUUUUAGUCUAUAUCCAUCUGAAAUAAUGUCGGGAAGCGAACGGUUUGGUAAUUUGGAUUUUUUUUUGUGGGGUUGUAUGAGGUAUUUAUCCAUAGUCAGUGUUUUACUGUGUCACUAUUACUUUACAGGGGUUUUCUUUCUUUUUUUCAAGUGCAAAUGCAACAAAAAGUAAAUCACUUUUAUUUUUAUGUCAAAUAUUAACCUUAAAAUGAAAGUUGAAAUCUGUAAAUUAAUAUAAUGGGGCAUUAUAGAUUUUUUUAACAGUAUUAUUAAAUUGACUAAUGGUCAUUAAAUUAUGGUGAAUG
Messenger RNA from Centropristis striata (black sea bass), 3819 nucleotides. RefSeq names its product forkhead box protein O1-A-like. The transcript has 4 exons. Lineage: Eukaryota; Metazoa; Chordata; Actinopteri; Perciformes; Serranidae. Gene Ontology annotation, biological process: regulation of transcription by RNA polymerase II. Bases 210 to 2117 code for a protein of 635 amino acids. Gene Ontology annotation, molecular function: RNA polymerase II cis-regulatory region sequence-specific DNA binding; DNA-binding transcription factor activity, RNA polymerase II-specific. Gene Ontology annotation, cellular component: nucleus. The record is from RefSeq and is a predicted model, not a curated record.